Closterium sp. NIES-65 is the source of this 2667-nucleotide messenger RNA. NCBI's taxonomy places the organism in Eukaryota, Viridiplantae, Streptophyta, Zygnematophyceae, Desmidiales, Closteriaceae. The record is from the annotation of a GenBank genome assembly.
AUGAGCCACCAGCUUCUCGACUGCAACCCAGCAGCCCUGCUCCUCCUCCGCUACCCCUCCAAAGCGGCCCUACAGCACGCCGUUGCCCUCGGCUGCUCCUCUCCUCCUCUCUUUCCAGGAGAUCCGAUAGUGGUAUACAGCAUGAGCCACCAGCUUCUCGACUGCAAUCCAGCAUCCCUGCUACUCCUCCGCUACCCCUCCAAAGCGGCGCUCCGGCACGCCGUUGCCCUGGGGUGCUCCUCCCCUCCUCUCUCCCCCGAAUUCCAGCCGGAUGGAGAGAGGUCUGAGGAGAAAGCAGCGAGGGUGGGGCGGGAGGUGGCGGAGAGGGGUGAGGUGGUGGUGCCGUGGACUUACAGGAAGCGAGACGGGGAGCUGCUGCCCCUUCGGAUCCACUACCAGCUCAUGCGAGUAGGCGGGAACAAUGUGUUUGUGGGCACUUGGCACGACCUGACAGAGACGCUGAGGCAGGAGGAGCAGCAGCUAGCUAGCACCUUCCUGACGUCUUCCCCUUUCCCUUCCCCGCCUGGCAUUGACCCCUCUCUGACGCAGCUCAUGCGAGUGGGCGGGGACAGUGUGUUUGUGGGCACGUGGCACGACCUGACAGAGAUGCUGAAGCAGGAGGAGGAGCUGUGGCGAGCCAAGGAGUUUGAAUGCUUCUCAAAGCAUACCCAGGAGCACCGUCCCCUCUCCCCCUCCCCUUCCCCGCUCCUGUCCCCCCGCCUGUCCGUCCCCCCCUCUCCUCUUCACAACCAGCUCAUGCGUGUGGGAGUGGACUGUGUGUUUGUAGAUACUUGGCGAGACCUCACAUUAAACCCGGGAGCAUCGUCCCUUUCCCCCUCUCCCCUCCCGUCCUCCCGUCCUCCCGUCCCCCUCCUUCCUAAUCAUCUCCGCUCUUCUGAACAGCUCAUGCGUGUGGGAGCAGACAGUGUGUUUGUGGGCACGUGGUACAACCUGACAGAGACGCAGCGGCAGGAGGAGCAGCUGCAGCCUUCCGAAUACAGUGUGUUUGUGGGCACGUGGCACGACCUGACAGAGACGCUGCGGCAGGAGGAGCAGCUGCGGAAGGCCAAAGAAGUGGCAGAGGCGGCGAGCGAGGCAAAGAGCAUCUUCCUGGCCAACAUGAGCCACGAGAUCCGCACCCCCAUGAACGGAGACAACCUGCUGCGAAUCAUCUCAGACGAGUUGGACCUCCGUGUGCCGUGUCUCUCACCCCUUCCCCUCUCCUCUCUCCUCAGGCGUGGAGUGGUGGGGGUGGCGGAGUUGCUACUAGACACGCCCCUCACAGCGGAGCAGCGCUCUUACCUGGACAUCAUCCGCACGUCAGGGGACAACCUGCUGCGAAUCAUCUCAGACGUGCUGGACCUCUCAAAGAUCGAGAGCCAGUCGCUGCCGCUAGAGGACGUGCCUUUCUGCCUCGCCACGUGCGUCAAAGAGUCUACUGCUCUUCUCUCCGUUGCUGCAGCAGACAAGGGCCUGCAGGGCCAGUCGCUGCCGCUAGAGGACGUGCCUUUCUGCCUCGCCACAUGUGUGAAAGAGGCCGCUGCCCUGCUGUCCGUUGCUGCUGCGGACAAGGGCCUGCAGCUGGACAGCCACAUUGACUCGGACGUGCCUUGCUUCAUUCGAGGAGAUCCAGGGAGGCUGCGGCAGAUCAUUCUGAACCUCGUGUCCAACGCGAUCAAGUUCACACAGACUGGGGAGGUGCGAGUAUCAAUUCGGCAGUCUACUGAGGAAGAGAUAGCGCAACUUUUGGUUGCAGGAGGAGCUGCUACUGCCGCCACUGCAGCAACACUUCCCGCUAAUUCCUUUCCCUCAUCUCUUGAUUGCCUCCCUUUGUUCCCUCUUGCUACGCAGCAGUGGGGAGACGCAUCCGACCGACUCUUCCGAGCCUUCAUGCAGGGGGACCCCUCCACCUCCCGCCGCUACGGUGGCACCGGGCUCGGACUUGCCAUCUCCAAAUCCCUCGUGAGCCUCAUGGGCGGCGACAUCCGUCUCAUUAGCACGGUCGGCGUCGGGUCGACGUUUUCGUUCACGAUUAAUGUCGCGGUGUCGUCGGCUGCGAGGUGUGCGCUUAAGGAAGACUCUUUGCUAAGAGACGGGAUGCUGCACCCGUUUGAGGGCAUGCCUGAAACCGGUAGCUGGUGCAGUGUGGGCAAACAGGGCGACAGAGAGGACGAGCUGUUUGCGACAACUUGCUACGAAGGUGGUGGGAGCAAGGGAGGAGACAACCGAACGGAUGGUUCCGCUAGGGAUGAACAGCAAGAGGAAAGGUGGCGAGGGGGGAUGGAAGAGAAAGUGGGACAGGAGGUGGAAGAAGAGCGGAGAGGGAAGGGAGAAGAGGAGAGGCGGCAGAGUGGGAUGGGGGAGGAGAGGAGGAGGAGGCAGGAAGAGGAGGAGAGGAGGCAGAGUGGGAUGGGGGAGGAGAGGAGGAGGAGGCAGGAAGAAGAGGAGAGGCGGCAGAGGGAGGUGGAGCGGGAGAGGAAGCAGCAGCGGCGGGGGCUGGCGUGUCUGAUAGCAGAGGACAACGCAGUCAACCAGAUGGUGAUUGAGAGGAUGCUCAGGAGCCUGGGGGUUGUCAGUGACGUUGCUUCCAACGGGGCUGAGGCAGUACGGGCAUGCGAGGGCAAGGAGUACGACGUGGUCUUCAUGAGUGAUGCUGGCAUUUUAUGA